AUGGGAAUGGUCGAAUCGCGCCGGGAAUUCAUCGGCAGGAUGGAGAUAGAGCGUACGCUACAGAGAAAAGUAUCAGCUGACGAGACGAAUAUCAGAAACUGUUGGAGACUCCCGACCCCACAUUCUAAGCUCAUUGAGAAGCUCCUCCUCAACUCCUCCUGCAAAGUGACGACGGCAGAUAAUGGGCUCAGAGCAUUGGAGUUGCUGGGCUUGAAGGAUGACCAGCCCAACUGUUCGGCAACGGGUUCAAAGGUAAAUAUGAUCAUCACGGAUUAUUGCAUUCCCGGAAUGACCGGUUACGAGCUACGCAAAAAGACCAAGGGUUCAUCGAUUCUAAAGGAGAUUCCAGUUGUAAUCAUGUCAUCCGAGAACGUCCCAACUCGUAUCCACAAGUGUUUGGAGGAAGGAGCUCAGAUGUUCAUACUGAAGCCUCUGAAGCAGUCAGAUGUGAAGAAGCUGAGAUGCCUUAUCUACUGA
This is a messenger RNA of Punica granatum (pomegranate), 477 nucleotides long. The record is from RefSeq and is a predicted model, not a curated record. Lineage: Eukaryota; Viridiplantae; Streptophyta; Magnoliopsida; Myrtales; Lythraceae.